Molecule: messenger RNA, 2005 nt
Organism: Hipposideros armiger (great roundleaf bat)
Lineage: Eukaryota; Metazoa; Chordata; Mammalia; Chiroptera; Hipposideridae
Gene: ISOC1
Product: isochorismatase domain containing 1
Exons: 5
Coding region: 193-1089 (298 amino acids)
Source: RefSeq, a predicted model, not a curated record
GCGCGUGCGCGCGCGCCCGGGCCCCAGCGCGCAGCCCUCCGGUACGUCCGCCCUCUACCGGGGUGGGAAGGAGGACCCGCCCCUUCGCUUCCCGGGCGGGCUGGCGAGCGGGCGGCGCGGAGAGGCGGGGCCGCAGCGGCUGGCAGUGUCUGAGCCUCGGCGGCCUCGGAGCUGGCAGACGCUCGGGGGAACAUGGCGGCGACGGAGGCGGCGGUCCCAGCGCUCCCCAACAGCGGCGGCGUGGGCGCGGGGGCGCCGUCGGGCACGGUCCCCGUGCUCUUCUGCUUCUCGGUCUUUGCGCGACCCUCGUCCGUGCCACACGGCGCGGGCUACGAGCUGCUCAUCCAGAAGUUCCUCAGCCUCUACGGCGACCAGCUGGACAUGCACCGCAAAUUCGUGGUGCAGCUCUUCGCGGAGGAGUGGGGCCAGUACGUGGACCUGCCCAAGGGCUUCGCGGUGAGCGAGCGCUGCAAGGUGCGCCUGGUGCCGCUGCAGAUCCAGCUCACUACCCUGGGAAAUCUUAUACCUUCAAGCACUGUGUUUUUCUGCUGUGACAUGCAGGAAAGGUUCAGACCAGCCAUCAAGUAUUUUGGGGAUAUUAUUAGUGUGGGACAAAGACUGUUACAAGGGGCCCGGAUUUUAGGAAUUCCUGUUAUUGUAACAGAACAGUACCCUAAAGGUCUUGGAAGCACUGUUCAAGAAAUUGAUUUAACAGGUGUAAAACUGGUACUUCCAAAGACCAAGUUUUCAAUGGUAUUACCAGAAGUAGAAGCGGCAUUAGCAGAGAUACCUGGAGUCAGGAGUGUUGUGUUAUUUGGAGUGGAAACUCACGUGUGCAUCCAGCAAACAGCUCUGGAAUUGGUUGGCCGAGGUAUUGAGGUUCAUAUUGUUGCUGACGCCACCUCAUCAAGAAGCAUGAUGGACAGGAUGUUUGCUCUUGAGCGUCUUGCUCGAACUGGGAUCAUAGUGACCACGAGUGAGGCUGUUCUGCUACAGCUGGUGGCUGAUAAAGACCAUCCCAAAUUCAAGGAAGUUCAGAAUCUAAUUAAGGCGAGUGCUCCUGAGUCGGGUCUGCUUUCCAAAGUAUAGGACAUUUGAAGGACUGGUAUGCCACUCACCAUCAGGUGACAGGACUGUGACCAGACAAGCUCUUGUCUCUACUAGAAUUAAAAUGUCAAGUCAAAAAUUGGCUCUUUUUUUGCGCCUCUUAGUAAAACUUAACCAGUUAGACCAUUCGGGUACCAGCAUUUAGUUACAAAUGUCAAAGGCUUCAGGUGCUGCUUACCUUUUUUUCUUAAUGUGCUUUUAUUUAUUAAAAAAAUAAAAUCGUAAUGGAGGUGCCUGUUUUGUCUAUACUGUAUACAUUGAUCGUAACUUUCAAAAGUGCACUCUUGUGACAUUUUCUUUUGUGCACUGUAGAGAAAAAGAUGCAUUGAUAAUAGUUUGACUUUUGUAUUGUAAGAUUAUGUUAUAAUGUUAAUGUGGAUUCAGUGUUUUUACUUUACAGGUUGAUUGAAAUAGGAUUAUUAUUUCAAUUUAAAAAGAAUUUCAGAACAGGACUCUAACUCCUAUUACUCUUUUCCCUCACAGUGCAGUCAACUUACAGAGUGAGUUGCACUGAUCUAACCAGAGGAAAUUAUGUUGAAUAAUUAUAUAUCUUUCUUGAUUAUGCUAAUUUUCAUAUUCUGGUUACCAUCACUAAUUCUCUGUUGAUGUUCUCUUUUUUAGCUGAAUCUUUUCCUAGAGAGACUCAUUGGGUCAUUACUUGUUUUAAUUUUGUAAACAGAUGGGAUGAUUUGCAAUGCCACAUAAUUACUAGAGGGCUGUUUUAAAUCCUUGAGGUAUCUACUUUAGCUGACUAUCUUUACAACCAUCUUGAAUACAUCUUCUAAUAUGCACAAGAUUUAGCAAAAGGAUAAAGGCUGGAUAAAAUGCAGUUUUGUUUUGUUUUUUUCCUGCUCUUCUUUUUUUUUUUUUUUUUUUAGUGAGCCAUCCUGCCACCUGU